This is a messenger RNA of Branchiostoma floridae (Florida lancelet), 13486 nucleotides long. RefSeq names its product zinc finger homeobox protein 4-like. The transcript has 17 exons. Gene Ontology annotation, biological process: regulation of transcription by RNA polymerase II. Gene Ontology annotation, cellular component: nucleus. Gene Ontology annotation, molecular function: RNA polymerase II cis-regulatory region sequence-specific DNA binding; DNA-binding transcription factor activity, RNA polymerase II-specific; zinc ion binding. The record is from RefSeq and is a predicted model, not a curated record. Bases 268 to 10104 code for a protein of 3278 amino acids. Lineage: Eukaryota; Metazoa; Chordata; Leptocardii; Amphioxiformes; Branchiostomatidae.
GCUGCGCUAAUCAGCCAUUUUACACGGAAAAUAAUUAGCAGAAUAAAAUAUCGAAUUUUCAUUUGGUUAUUUCUAGUUUCUUUCUCGGCGCCGAGCGCUUCUCCCGGUGCGAGUAGGCGGCAGGCAGUUGUAGCGUUGUGUUUGGGACGGCAGAGUUACGGGGCAUGGGCCGUAGGAUCGGAUCGGACCCGGGGAAAACAAGUCACCUCAGCUAGAUGAGUAACGGAGUUCGGCUCAACCACAGCCGGUACGUGGUUGGAAAACACCAUGGAAGACGCGACCGCCAGCCAGCUGCCACAAACCACCCUGACCCAGCCACCCAAGCCGCCCCCAGACACCAUCCACCUAGGCUCCAGCAUUCCCAGCGCCAACGGAAUUGUCGAGAACGCGUCCGGAAUCACGAUCCCGCCGACGGGAAGUAGCGGCGGCAACCACCUUCGGGAUGGAGACGUGAGUAGUAGUGUAGGAGCUGCGGGAGGAUCGUCAAUGAGGGGGUUGAACGACCCGGUGACCUGUGGUGGCUGUGCUGCGACCUUCCAGGGUCUGCAGGCAUACAUGGAACAUCAGUGCCAAGGGUCAAAGCUGGCCGGCAACAAGCCUGAGAGUGACUUCAGCGAGGGCGACGACAGCGAUGGUGAGAACUUCGAAGGAGAGAUUGUCUACGAGCCGGACGGAUCUGCCUACAUCAUCGAGCAUCCGAGCCCGCCGGAGACGCCCAACUCCAGCUCGGCGUCUCCUGUGGGAAGCUCGGUGCCAUCGCUUGGGGGGAACUUGCAAGGACUUGGGAUGUACCAGCCCCUGCUGAACGCCUUCCACAUUCCCCAGACUAGCUACGGCUGGGGGUUUGGGGGCGCCGGCAUGGCUAACUCGACGUACGGUGCUCUCAGCAAAACUUGCAACGACACCCCGAUCGUCCACAGCUACCGGGUCUACACCCUUCGCAAGGAAGGCGAAGUGAAAACGGAACUAGAGUCCAAAGAUGGGGAGGAAUCGACCUCAACUGAAGCCAAAGCAACCCUUAAGAAAAUUGUGCGCAAGGUCGCGGUAGGAAGAGAACACGACAGUUUAAGUGUCUCUCCCCGUGACGCGGCGAACAAGCCCAUACUUAUGUGUUUUCUGUGUAAACUUUCCUUCGGAUUCACCAAAUCUUUUCGUUCCCACGCCACUGGCGAACACAAGAUGGUUCUUAAUGAGGAGGAAGAGCAGUUGUUGUCCAAGAAGGACACUUCUGCGAUAAUCCAGGGGGUGGGAAAGUCUAAAGGACCUCCUCUUCUGUCCUUCCUGGAGCCUAUGGGACAACCGGAGAACUCUGAUUCCUGUAACGAUAACACGAGCACCGGGUCUCCGACGCCCACUAACAGUCAGCCUCUGUUCCUCUUUGGCAGCGGACUGCCAGGAGUUAGCCUCUCUAGUACCUCAAACAACCUAACCAAAGUCAGCUACGUGUACACCUCAAGCUUGCUCACUCUGCCCUCGGUACACGUCAGCGUCGCUUCUGCCUCGGGGGCCGCUAGUAAUAAUAAUACCACUUCCGCUAUGGAUUUGUCUUCUCUUGGUGCUAAGACGUUGUUCACGCCUGCCGUUAUAUCUUCCUCCACCCCAUCUCCGAGUACCUCACAUGGACCAGGGUUGGGGGUCCCUGAGCGGCAGGCACCAAGCCUCAGUCCUGUCUCUCACACCUCCGCCCUGCCAGGAACUAACAGUAGUAACAGUAACGCUAACGAUAGUAGUAACACUAGCAGCACAUUUACCAAACCGGAUUCGCUUCUGAAGGCCGUGACUUCUGGGAAGCAGGACAUGAUGACCGCCAUCGUGACGGCAGCUCUGAUGAAUGGGAGCGCGGAAAAGGAAGUUUCCCAAAAGUCGCUGUCUGCAGAAAGCUCCGCUCGUAACAGUUCCGCAUUCGCUCUUGAUCUAACCAAAGACAAAACUGUUUCCUCUAAUGAUGUACCUCCUGGAGCUAAUUUGCCUAGAACCCCUGAAAGUACGCCGAGCGGAAAGAGUUCUUCUUCCAGACUUAAUGCUCAGGGCGGGCACUCAGAAGAGCGCAAGAAUUCUGUGAGAAAAGAAGCAGUACACGACAACCAUUCGGGCCGUCGCCCGGCCAGCACGAUGGCUGGCAAUUUUCACGGACUUCUGGGCGGAGAGUCCUCAAAUAGCUCGGAUUACAAUGACGAUUCGAGGACGCACUCGCACCAGUGUGGUGCGGAGAACGGCGUAGAAUGUCCGAAGUGCGACAUGGUGCUGGGUUCCACGCGUUCGCUGGGAGGCCACAUGACGAUGAUGCACUCCCGUAACUCGUGUAAGACGCUGAAGUGUCCCAAGUGCAACUGGCACUAUAAAUACCAACAGACUCUGGAGGCGCACAUGAAGGAGAAACACCCGGAGACCGGGAACGCAUGCGUCUACUGCAGCACGGGGCAGCCCCACCCGCGGCUCGCCCGCGGCGAGACAUACACCUGCGGGUACAAGCCCUUUCGCUGCGACGUCUGCAACUACUCGACCACGACGAAAGGUAACCUCAGCAUCCACAUGCAGUCAGACAAGCACAUCAACAACGUGCAGGAGAUGCAGAACAAGGGGAAGCCGGACCGCAUGUUCGCCACCCCGAACAACAUGGGCGACCCCCUCGCCCAGUCCAAACCAAAGCCAAAGCCCACGUGGAGAUGCGACGUCUGCGACUACGAGACCAACGUGGCGCGGAACCUGCGUAUCCACAUGACCAGCGAGAAGCACAUGCACAACAUGAUGCUCCUCCACCAGAACGUAAAACAGAUGCAGGACUUCCAGGCGCGGCUGGGAAUGCAGCCGUCGCCUGCGGACAAUGCCCUCUAUGGCUACUACCUGGCCCAGGCGCAGGCCCAGGCCCAAGUACACAACGCCCCUCUCCCUUCUCAGCUUCAUCCAAACCUCGGGGAAUUCCAGUUCGACGCGAACUUGUUCCUCCAGCAGCAGCAGCAGCAGCUGAUGGGCCAGAGCGUGCCCAGCGUUCCCAUGGAGAACGGUUCGGAGGAUGAUUCGAGUCUCGACGGCCCCCCUCCCGCGGACGAGGAUCCCGCGUGCAACGAGAGCCUGAAGCUUUUCCAGUGCGCCGUGUGCAAUAAGUUCACCUCAGAUAACCUGGACCUUCUGGAGGCCCACAUUAGCAGCGACAGGCCCACACAGGACGAGGAAUGGGUCAUGCAGGUGGGGGACGUGUACCAGUGCCGCCUGUGUAACUACAGUACCCAGCUGAAGGCCAACUUCCAGCUCCACUGUAAGACGGACAAGCACACGCAGAAACUGCAGCUGGUCGCUCACAUCAAGGAGGGCGGCAAGCAGAACGAAUGGAGGCUGAAGUACCUGAACGUGGGGAACCCCAUCCAGGUCAAGUGCAAUGCCUGCGACUACUAUACCAACGGUGUCGACAAGCUGCGGGCUCAUGUGUCCAAUCACAGGCACGAGACCAGCCUGAAGCUGUUCAAGCACCUGCAGAACGCUGACAUCACCGUGAACUCCGACUCCAAGUUCUACCACUGCAGCAUGUGCAACUACUCCAGCAAGGCGAAGCUGAACCUGAUCCAGCAUGUGCGCUCCAUGAAGCACCUGCGUAAUGAGAACCUGCGGAAGCUGCAGAAGGAGGAGAAGGGGGAGGGGGGCGGCGGGGACGACCUUGCCGACGUGUUCUCCAUACGGGACGGGGCAGACACAGAGUCAGCUAAGGAGGGAAAAGAAGGGGACCAUCCAGAAGCAAAAGACGAGCAGCGCCCCCACAAGGAUGGUGACGGUACUGCACCUGCAGACAAGACCCACACCUCUGCUGAAGGUGACCUGCUGAAGGCGUCGACCCCGGAUGUACAGGGAACAGCGUUCACCCUUCCGUCCCCGACACCCGGCCACGGACAACAGCUACUGUACCCGUGUCCCUACUGUAACUACACCACGGCUGACCAGGCACACAUGAAGAUGCACAUCAUCUCUCAACACAGCGUCCAGCCUCUUGUGCGCUGCCCUCUCUGCCAGGACGCCUGUAACGACAAGUACCACCUGGAGCUGCACCUGACGCGGCUGCACAACGUCACGCCCGACUGUCUGCAGCGCCUGCUCAUGAGCGUGAGCGAGGCAGACCUCAUCAUCCCCAUGCCGUCGUACCCGGCCACCAGCUCCGCCGACGCCCCACCCCCCACCAACGGGCGCCAGGCCAUGGACCGGGCGGUCAUGUCCGCUCUCGAGGAGGCCAAUCGCGGGGAGGUGAAGUCGUCGGGGAAGGAUGACGAACGUGACAAAGCGGGCGACGAGGGGAAGGACUCGGAAGACAGCAACGACGCCGACCUCCUCCAGUGCCACAAGUGUCAGCAGGUCUUCACCAACUUCGAGAACCUCUGCCAGCACCAGAAGGAGACUGGCCACGCGCCCGAGACGUCCGAGGACGGCCAGAGCUUCCUCUGCUGGAAGAAGGGGUGCAACCAGUACUUCAAGUCCUCGGCCGCAGUCCAGUCCCACUUCCGAGAGAUCCACGCCAAGAGGCAGCAGGUGCCGGUGUCGGACCGCCACGUCUACAAGUACCGCUGCAACCAGUGCUCCCUGGCCUUCAAGACCAUGGAGAAGCUGCAGACCCACUCCCAGUAUCACAUGAUCCGGGCGGCCACCAAGUGCUCGGUCUGCGACCGCAGCUUCCGCACCAUCUCCUCCCUCCACAAGCACAUGGAGACCACCCACUUCGACUCCACCGAGGCCGCCAAGCAGAUCGGGGCCCGCGCCAAUGGAGACAUGUCCUACUGGAACAUGUUCGGAGACGCCCUCUUGCCCCUCGGAGGGGACGCCCAAGGAGCCUUCCACCUCUCCUCGGAGACGGCCACUUCUCCGAGCUCCUUGCUGACAAAACAAGACGAGGAGUCUCAAGAUUCAGAGCUGGGGGAUAAGAAGGGGAGGGCGGAAGUCGACUUCGGCCUCCUCUCGAAGGACGAUGAGAGCACGUGCAAGAGCACAAUGUCCGAAGACGACGCGGUCGCCCUGGAUCCCAGCAAACCUCUCACUUGUGACCACUGCCACGUGACCUGCACUUCUCAGGGCGAGCUGGCCGCACACUACAAGUCUGCCGAACACAGGAAGAGUGGUGGGCCCAUGUACCCCAUGGAUAAGUACCUGGACCCAAACCGCCCCUACAAGUGUGAUGUGUGCAAGGAGUCGUUCACCCAGAAGAACAUCCUCCUGGUGCACUACAACUCGGUGUCUCACCUGCACAAGCUGAAGCGCACCAUGCAGGAGACAGGGGGCGCCGAUCAGAACAACGGAGACAAGAAACCCUUCAAGUGCAACAUCUGCAAUGUUGCGUACAGCCAAGGCUCCACCCUGGACAUCCACAUGCGCUCCGUCCUGCACCAGACCCGGGCAGCCCGCCUGGAGGCCAUGGCCAGCUCCGGGAAGGGUGGGGGGACCACCCCCACGCAGGGCUCCCCCCAGCCCCCCAGCUCGGAGCCGACCACCGCCGAACAGAAGCUGGCCGACAAGCUGAAGGAGAAACAAGAACAGCAGCAGCAACAGCAGCAGGCACAGCGCAUUGCUGACAUCCUGCAGCAACAACAACAGCAGGCGCUGGCGGAACAGGUGGCAGCCCAGGCGCAGCUGCAUCAGGUGCACAGCCUCUUCGGCAACUAUCCCAUGAUGCCGCUCAACAUGCCCUCCGUUUACACCUGCCAGAGGUGCAAUUCCAUGUUCGUCUCACAGGAGGCGCUAGUGCAGCACCAGCAGAUGUACUGCUACCUGCCGGAGGUCAGCGCGGCGGCCUCGGCCAGCGCCGCAUCCUCCUCCGCUGCCAUGGCAACGCCCCAGCCCCCCUUCUCCUCCAGCGGCCGGGUCCUGAACAGCCAGCGGCAGAUCCUGAGUGACCUUGGGCUGGAGAUGGUCAUGGCCUUCAACGAGAACCGGCGCGGCAUGCAGAACGUGCUCAACAAGGAGACGGAGGCCGACAAGAAGGUGGACCGCUUCUCCUGCCAGACAUGCAAGAAGAAGUUCUCCUCCAUAUUUAUUCUCAAGACGCACGAGGAGCAGAUCCACAAGCUGCAGCUGCCACUGGCUCAGGUGGAGAAGCUUGCCAAGGACUACCGCGACGAGUACAACAAGAAGCACCAGCAGGAGAAACCGGAGGAGCCGCCCGCGCAGCCGCCACACACACCGGUACCCGCACCACCGCCUCCGCCCGUAACACCGCUCGUACCGACGCUGAGCACUGACCAGCCUCUGCUCCCCCUGGAGCCUAUACCCUCACAGGUGAUGGAGGCGCCGCCCCAGCUGUAUCAGUGCGAUAAGUGCAGCCUGAUGUUCCCCUCGCUCGACAUGUGGCGAGAGCACCAGAAAAUACACUUCCAGGGCAAGCGUCCUCGCACCCGCAUCACGGAUGAGCAGCUGAAGAUCCUGCGCGCUCACUUCGACAUCAACAACUCCCCGAGCGAGGACCAGAUCCUGGAGAUGUCGGAGAAGUCCGGCCUUCCCACCAAGGUCAUCAAGCACUGGUUCCGCAACACCCUGUUCAAGGAGCGCCAGCGCAACAAGGACUCGCCCUACAACUUCAACAAUCCCCCGUCCACGCCGCUCCCCGAGGACGCCAAAAACCUGACCGCCAUGAAGUCUCCAGCGCCGUCGUCUGCUGAGAAGGUGGCACCGAUGACGACGCCUGUCGUGAAUCCGCCCGUCACCGCGGCAACCGCGACCCAGGCGCAGAUACAGGAGGAGCAGCGUAAGGCAGAAGCGGAGCGCACGGCCCGACGAGCAGGGAGAACCCGAUUCACCGACUACCAGAUCAAAGUCCUGCAGGAGUUCUUCGAACAGAACGCCUACCCUAAAGAUGACGACUUGGAGCAUCUCUCCAAGAUCCUCAACCUCAGCCCGCGUGUCAUUGUGGUCUGGUUCCAGAAUGCCCGCCAGAAGGCUCGAAAGAGCUUCGAGAAUCAGCCGACCAGCCCUCGCACCACUGACAGUGUGGACGAGAGUCGCUAUCAGCGCACGCCCGGCCUGAACUACCAGUGCAAGAAGUGCCAGUCCGUCUUUCCUCGCUUCUUCGACCUGAUGAAACACCAGAAGCAGGAGUGUUAUGCUGCAGAGAGCAGCGGCGCGGAGAGCACCAGCAGCAACGACAGUAAGACACCCACAGACCUGAAGGAAAGGCUGGAGGGGAAAGAGGCAAAAUCCGACAAAAAGGAAAUCAAGUUCCCGGCUGCCAUGCCACCGCCGCCGCCCCCCUCCCAACACCUCAUGCACUACCAGUGCGACAAGUGCAACCUGGCUUUCCCAACCUUCGACCUGUGGAGGGAGCACCAGAAGGUUCACUUCCUGUCUCCGUACGCUCCCUUCUUCCCCUCGCCGCUCAUGGACAGCCCCUACAUGAUGUACAUGCCCUACGCACUCGACCAGCUCGCGGCUCAUCAGAUGAUGGCAGCCGCUGGGGCGAGCCCGCUCUUACCCCAGUCUCUCGGGGAAACGUCCUCCUCGAAGCGUAAACACUCGGAGAUGGAGGACGGGAAAGGUUUGUCCCAGGACGGGCAGCUGUCUCUGAGCUCUCCCGACCAGGAUUCUCCGCGCGAGGGCAACAAGCGUCUCCGCACGACGAUCACGCCCGAGCAGCUGGAGAUCCUGUACCAGAAGUACCAGAUCGACUGCAACCCAACCAGGAAGAUGCUGGACCUGAUCGCGAGGGAGGUCGGGCUGAAGAAGCGAGUGGUGCAGGUCUGGUUCCAGAAUACACGGGCACGCGAGCGCAAGGGGCAGUUUCGGGUCACGGGACCCUCCCUGACACACAAGCGUUGUCCCUUCUGUCGCGCCAUGUUCAAAGCGAAGACGGCGCUCGACGCCCACAUCAAAUCCCGCCACUGGGUCGAGCUCAUCAGCAGUAACAAGUCUGUCGAGGCAAUCAUCCAGAGCUCCGAGACAGUCACAGACGCAGAGCUUGCAAAAGCGGCCUCAAUGUCUCACCACCCAGACGACUCCCACUCCGACCACCAUCAUCACAGCAAGAAGCCAGAGAACCAGUCCAGCCCUCGGGACAACAGCUUCCCUUCGGCUGAGAAGAUGCUGGCUCGGUUCGCAGCCAUCAAAAAGGAGAAAGACGACGACAAAAAUGACCAGCCGUCCACCUCCGCUCAACAGCAGAACGGAGAAAACUCCCUGAUGAGCAAUCAUGCUCAGUCCGAAGACAUGGAGUCGCAAUCGCUGAAUAAGGUUAAAGUAGAGCUGCCAGGCCUUCUCAACGAGUCCACAGCCUCCUGCAGUAGCAUGGGGGACGACACAAUGGGCUCUAAUAAGGAGCUGAUCUCCCCCUCGAUAGAAGGCAUGUCCCAACAUGACGUGGCAGAGAGCAUCAACUCAGACGAAGACGGUUCUCACAACUUCAGCUACACUUUAGAGGAAGACAUACACUCGGAUGCUGGGAGUGUUGGGAGGAGUGAGGAGUCGUCCACCUGCGAUCCCCAGUCUCCUAGCAACAAGCACCUGCCGGGCAAGCGCUACCGCACGCAGAUGUCCAACCUGCAGCUGAAAAUGCUGAAGUCCGCCUUCACCGAGUACAAGACCCCGACCAUGCAAGAGUGCGAAAUCCUGGGCAACGAAAUCGGACUGCCGAAGCGUGUGGUCCAGGUCUGGUUCCAAAAUGCACGUGCCAAAGACAAGAAGUCCAAGCUGGCACUUGGGAAACACUAUCCCCCCGGACAGUUCGACAAACCCAAGGAAGAGUGCACGCUCUGCGGGGUGAAAUACUCCGCCAAGCUGUCUGUCCGCGACCACAUCUUCACCCAGCAGCACAUCGGAAAGCUGAAGAGCUACUACUCCGAGCAGUUGGCCAAGGAGAAGGAGUACGUAGACCCCACGGCGAUGCAGCGCAUGUUCCAGCAGCAGGGCCUUGAGCGCCUGCGCCAGGCGAAUGAAGCACUAGCCGUGCACCAGCAGGCCGCGAUGAUGGGCGCCUCACCCAUGAUGCAGAUGCCGGGAUCUGCGUUUCACACCCUCCACCCGCUCAGCCCCAUGGCCUUCAUGGGGCUGGGGCAGCAGACAGGCACCAGCGAGAGCACCUCGCCCAAACUCAGCAGCCCGAGCACCGAAAACCAAAGCAAAGAGAAGGAGGUGAAGGUGAAAGAGGAGAAAGUGGAGACAUCCGAAUCUAGCAUGCCCCUCCCGGGCUUCGGACAGAGCCCCAUCAGUGCUCACGACUCUCUGUCGGCAGGCAGUUCCGCCUUCUUGCCGUACUACAUGGGCACGCUGCCUCCGUACUACCUGCAGCAGCUGGCCAGCAUGCAGGGGGCCUACCUGCACCAGAUGUACGGGGCCGGGGCCGCCGGGGCCCAGAGUUUCUUCCCUUACGACAUCCCCGUGUCCCUUCAGGGUACCGCUCUCGGGGACAUCACUUCUCCCAUGCUCCAACAGUACUCUGCCCAGGCCCUGCAAGAACUCAUGUCGCCACACGCUCCCAAGGACCUCUCCUGUAAGACGUCUUCGGCCGAGAAGGAAGAUAAGAAACAGGAGGGUCAUAAAGCGGGGUCCGUGUCUGCCCUGCCCGGCCACCCGUGCGUAACCAAGUGCCAUCGUUGCAAAUUCAUCUGUAAGAAAUGUCAGAUGGUGUUCCCCGACGAGGAAUCCGCCAUCGGUCACCAGCAGACCUUCUGUUACUUCGGCCGCACGUUCGAUAGCGAGGAAACCCUGGUACGCGUCUACGAGGACGAGUACCGUUGCGCGGCGUGCUCCGAGCGCUUCACUGGGGAGGAGCAGCUUGACGGCCACCUGCGUUCGCCCGCCCACAAGACCAACGCAGCCAAAUACACUCCACCAGAAAAGCAGAGCGAAAAAGACGGAAGAGAACGUAGCAUCGACAAUGGUACAGCAAAGUCUAGAGAGGCAAAAGGCGCCGCCCCCGUAGCGGCGGCCGCCGGACAUGCAAACACUUCUAAUACUACUUCUACUAGCACACCAAAGCCAAGUACUUCUACUUUACCCCACUCCGCGGCGAGUCAGGAAGCAGCAGAGAAGAGCAGCGAAGCAACAGACAGUAGGAAAACAGACGGUCCGUCCAUAGGACCGUUGCUAGGCGAUAACGAAAAUGGACCGCCGGAGGAGAAGAGACCCCGAGUGGAAGGGAGCUGAGGAUAACAGCAGCCCUAGGAAAAAAGCAAAAGCCAAAUAUUUGAAGCUUUAAAAUUGGUGAGGAUGUCCGUGUUGUUGUUGUUGUUGUGCUAAGCACACACUGUGACUUUAUUCUGGCUCACGAGAGGAAGCUGACGUUCUGUGUAGUUGUGGUCUAUAUGUGUUUCUAUAGUGACUUCUUGUCGAGAGAAUUGUGUCCAAUGACACGUAAUGACAAGGUCUGGUAUAGUAGUGCGUUUCUAUCUGCAGUUAACAUGCAGAUGUCUUGUUCUUGAAAUCGUAGAUCUGAUUUACAAAAUCAUAACUAUAGAGGAUAUAGAUUUAGAUGUAAUAUGACAAGAACAGCUAAGCUGAAAUACCAAUUAAGUCAUCAAUUAUGUCCCUUUUAGUUCCCUAAUCUUUAGAGGAAUAAAAUCUCAUCUUGGCUUUGUUUCAGAAGUGCUCUAUUUUGAUAUGUAACAAGAUCAGUCUGGCAGACAAAAAUUCCAACAACCAAAUGUCGCAAAAAAAGAUAAGAAGAAGAAAGAGCGAGUGUUGUGAAUAUUUGUUAUUUUUUGGUGAGAUGUCAGAUUGCAAAGCAACCACACAUGCACAAGGUAGCCAAACCUACAAGUUGGGGAGGAAUCGUCGUGUCUAUCGGACGAGGCAAGCCUUUAUGAAAGGCCUGCUACAAACGCGUGCUAUCACUCCAUAUUUAUUCAUCAUGGGGGAAGAAGCCUCUAUCAAAAUAGAGCUACGUCCCCAAGUAGAUUGCUCAAAAAGAGGGACAGUUCGAAAGCUGUGAACUUUGUCUAUUUUUCUGUGAAGCAUUUCGUCGUCUUGUGGUGCACCGUGUCAAAAUACUUGCAUGUACCGUGGCAUUUUAGUACCGUGAAUGAUGGAAAUUGUAAUGAGGGACCUCGCUUGUUUUUCUUACAAAACGAGGGUCGUUUUUGACAGUGCAUCCCGCUAACCAAAGAACUGCAGUAGACUGCAGUAAUUAUCUCUAAAGCUGUGUAAUGGAAGGACGUUUCGCCGAGCUGUUGGUGCGUACGUGUGUUAUUCCUGUGCAUAGUCGGAUGAAAUCUGCUGAUCUUGAGGUGCAGUGUAAAGGUCCGAUCUUGUGUCCGCGAGAGUUUGGACCACGACAUAUUGUCUCCCCACCACGUAUACCUCACGUGAAGCCUGAAGAAAUGGGAAUUCAUUAACAGUUAGUCAUGCUAGAUUGUAUUUACUCAUGAGCAGAAUUCUAUAGUCUGUAGGCACCAUAACCACAAACCGACUCACCAUGUAACAGUAGAUUGUGAGUGUAUUUAAAGUCUAAUGUUAUUUUUCCUUACAGUCUUGGAUAUACAUAUUUUUGAUCAUGUGGUCUUCAGAAUUGCCUGUAACUUGAUGACUAAGCGCAUUAAUACAUUACUACUUUUAAAUUAGUUGUUUAGUAGAUGUUCGUUGAUAUUAUCUUAUUAUUAAGAUAUCACAGUAAUUGUUACGAAAGUUAUCAGAUGUUGUUAUGAUUUAGAAUCAUAAAGUUGAUGUAUAUAUUUUAUGAUUUUGCAAUAGAAAAGGUUUGAAUGGGAGAUCUUGAUGUAAACUCCCAAAUUACUCUCUAGUGAGAUUGACGUGUUUGAAGCACAACGGUUUGGUCUGUCUUGGAAGAACGACAUCCAUUGCAUGGAUAUGUGAGAGUUACCUUUUUCUGUUUUAUUCCCUUGAUAGUAUUACGUGUAACAUUAUGAUGUUUUCUUACUGUUUUUGACGUAAAAGUUCAUUUUCUAUUGUUGUCAUCGCUUCUUUGCACUUUUGCACUGCAUUUCAAGAAGCUUUUAGCGUCGUUUUUAGAUUUUUAAUAACAGAUAUUACUGACUUUAUCAAACUUACCAGCACCGCCUGUCUCUCCUUCCGGUUCCCCCAUCACCACUUUCACAUCUUCCCACGGUUUGGCCUUAAAUAAAUAUAAUGUAAAUUUUCCUGGAGAGGAGGCCAAGGCCUGGGAAGGUGUCGACAUGUGGAUUUUAUUGUGGUUGACUGGGGGAUCAUCGCGUGGAAGGCGGGGCGGUCGGCGCUGGGCGACCGUAAAUGAACUUUUCCUGACCUCAGGACACCACAUGCCUGUAAACGGGAGACCCACGGACUCACAAACAACCGACAAAAAUUCAGACUCAAGGGGUUGGAAGUAGAUCGUGUGCAAUGUAUGCAACAAGACACAGCGUCUUGUACUCACUGUAUUAUCAACUGUAAAAAUUCCUAACCCACCCCUUGAAAAAUUAUCGUUGGCCACUUUUAAAUUAUACUUACACAAGAUUGUGUAUUGAAUCUUAUUAAGACUGCACUUUUAUAGCUUCCAAAUGCAUUUGUUUCCAAGCAAUGUCACCGCAAUAUUAGUGUACAGCAAUACUAUAAAGUUACGAGCAGUCUACAGCCCUCUUGAUUGAGUAAAGCUUGACAUGGAUAGACAUAAAGAGGGUGACGAUUGUUUCCGAAGUCCGUGGGCCUUUCGUCGUAGCAGCUCUGAAACCAAAACCAAACCAAAUCCACACCUAUACAGUGCAUUAUCUUCUCCGAGACUCGCAUUCCGAGUCCACCAGUAUUUAUGGGAAUGUUGUGAAUGUAACAUGGAGUAAUACAGAUUGUCCCAAAGGAAGGAACGAAUAAUUAUAGCCUAGAGAAAAUGUGACUCUGAGCUGGGAUAGAGGGUGCCUGGUCUCUCACCGGUGUAGCAUGGUGGUCUCACACCAUCAUGUCAAUCUGUUUUCAAAUUGAUCAUUCAAAUGGCUACAAACUCUAAUUACUGAGAGUAGCUGUCACCAAUGACCAACCAAGGUUGAUUUGAAGCCUGAGAAAACUUUUGUUUACUUUUACAUACACAGAAGGGAUGAUUUUUUGGGAGGGUAAAAAAAAUGUGUUUUGUCGCCAAUAAAUGGUACAAUUGGAAAAUUUGUCCUGAACUUUCACCAUUUGAGUCCCUGACACUGCACUCUGCAAGUUGACCGCUAGGUGGCGCACCUUGCACCUCCUGUCCUGGCUCGCUACCGAAUCCAGCACAAGCUAACAAUCCAAAUCUUCUGCUACUCUGCAGCGACUCUUUGCUGCUGCACUCUUUAUGCACUAACCACUGGUGCCGUUUGAACCUAACUCUUAACGUACAAGUCUCCCAAUAAUCCGUCUUGUACGCCACUCAACGAUAGCUUUAACACUGACUGUUGCUUGCAAUACCUCACAAUCGAUUCUGACUGAACAUUUGUUUGUUGUCCGUAGAUGUUUGUAUACAUAACUUGUACGUGUAGAGGUUGUACGAAAAAAGAGAGAGAGAACCAAGCUUCUCCCUGGCCUUGGAGCUAUCACACUGAUCAAUAGUAUGAUGACAAUGUCAGUAAAAAUAAAAACUACACGUUCUUAACUA